This is a messenger RNA of Anastrepha obliqua, 1448 nucleotides long. RefSeq names its product protein N-terminal glutamine amidohydrolase (gene tun). The transcript is spliced from 5 exons. The coding region runs from base 688 to 1308 and encodes 206 amino acids. Gene Ontology annotation, molecular function: protein-N-terminal glutamine amidohydrolase activity; protein-N-terminal asparagine amidohydrolase activity. Gene Ontology annotation, cellular component: nucleus; cytosol. The record is from RefSeq and is a predicted model, not a curated record. NCBI's taxonomy places the organism in Eukaryota, Metazoa, Arthropoda, Insecta, Diptera, Tephritidae.
AAUCGGUGUUUUGGGUUUGUGUGUGCGCGCGCGGUAAACAAAGAAACCAACCGUGCCAGUGCCAAAAUCGUUGACGCCACUUUGAAUUUCGAUCCGUGGGCAGAGCUCACGAGGUGCCGUUGAGCGUCGUUCAACGCCAGUUGCCAAUUAGUCGCCUACCGGUGCAAGCGCAUACGUAAAAGCUGUGACACAGUGAAGCUUCCGCUGGAAUAAUUUAGCUUAGCUGAUAUUGCAUGUCAUGGCGACUCGAAGAUAAUAUUCCAAAACACGACGCAUACAAAUAUUUGAACAUAGCAACAACACGAAGACGCAACGUUGAUUGUUGCACGCCGAGCAUUGUGAAAAUAAAAAUUGACUUCCGAAAAUAAAAAACAAACAAACGUAGCAUAUAAUCUCUAUACACGUCGAGCUAAACCACACAUACAAACGCUUUACACCGCCCUUCUUCAAAUACGCCCACCAUCUACUCUAUACACUCGAAAUAACGCGUCGUUCGGUGGCUGACCUACGUGCGCGUGCACCCAAACAACCACUGCACAAACACACAAACUGCAAUUACAAAAAAAAUAAACUAUAACAACAAAAACAACAAAGCAACAGCCGCAAUCGACCGCAUCCAACGAUUCGUGCAGCAGCGACUGACAUCAUCCGCCGCAUCGUACUCAUCGUCCUUAACGUCGUCUCAAGAUGACCACAGAUUUGUUGUUUCCGAAAAUUUCGGAUUGCUCAUACGUCUCGUGUUACUGCGAGGAGAAUGUGUGGAAAUUAUCCGAGCAAGUGAAGAAAACACGCAUCGAUGAACUUUCAAAGUGUUACGCGGUGUUCGUGUCGAAUGAGGGACGUACUGUGCCGUUGUGGCGCCAAAAAGCAGGACGUGGCGAUGAUCAGGUCGUGAUAUGGGAUUACCACGUCUUCUUCAUGCACAAUCCAUCGCCUAAUCGGUGCUUGGUGUUUGACUUGGAUACGACGCUACCUUUUCCCACGUACUUUCACAAGUAUGUUACGGAAACAUUUCGCUCGGAUCUGGCGCUGAGGCCAGAACACCAUAGAUACUUCAGAGUUAUACCCGCAGAAACAUAUCUAAGUGAAUUCUCGUCGGACCGUCGACACAUGCGAAGGCCAGAUGGCAGUUGGAUAAAGCCACCGCCCUCAUACCCGCCCAUACAGUCAAGCAGCAAUGCGCAUAGCUUGGGCGAUUUUAUCUGCAUGAAUGCGAGCAAAGGCCCCGGUACCGUUUACAGCCUCUCAGAAUUUGUGCAAACCUUCUACAAGGCGCCGAAUGUGGUGGCGCAACAGAAUAACAAAUAAUACCAACAGUGCUGAGCAACUAUCAAUUGAAGUGCCGGUCAAGUGUAACGAGCAGACAGCGAAUGGCGCCACAACGCCACAUGUGGACCGGCGAAGUGAUAAACGAAAGUGUUGCAACAGCACCAGCUGUAAACGCUUAC